CUAAAACUGCGUCGUUUGACUGGGUGCAGUUAAACAUAAAUAAAAGCCCUUGUCUUCAUUUAUUCUCCUGUAUUCUGUCUCAAAACUCCUCUCCAAACAGCCUCUCAGUCUCUCUGCAUCUCGUCUUACCGGCGUCGCCGGCAUUAGUGUUGCCUCCUCCGCCUUAUUUCUCUCAUAGCUGGUGAACCUUUUUCCCAUCUUCUUUUUCUUCUUUCGUCGCGUCACUGCAUUCCAACCCUCACUUAUUUUCUGUCUCCGGAGGCUCUUCUUGCUUUCUCUUCGCUCCGCGGCGUAUACUUAACUCUCCCGCAGCCCCGCUCUCUUCUCUCCUCAGUCCUCACCCACCAAAUCAGGCUUUGGAAUUUGAAUGAUCAGGUUUGUAAGUUUUGAUCCUGAAUGGGAGCUACUGGGAUGGAUGAAUAUGCUGCUUUCAAAGAGAAGGUGAGGCGGACGGUUUACAUGGACAAUCUGUCACCGCAUGUCACUGAAUCCGUCAUUAGAACUGCUCUUGAUCAGUAUGGAACUGUCAAGAGUGUUCAUUUCAUUCCAAACUAUUUAGGGCCUCAGAACAUCCCCCAAUGUGCUUUGGUCGAGAUGGAGAAAGAAAAGCAAGCUGAAGUUGUCAUCUCGACAUUAUCUCAGUUCCCUUUCAUGAUGUCGGGAAUGCCAAGGCCUGUGAGGGCACGUGCUGCUGAGGUGGAGAUGUUUGCCGAUCGCCCUAGACAGCCUGGUAAACAGAUACAUUUCCGUUGGUUGGACCCUGCUGAUCCUGAUUUUGAGGUAGCAAGCAAGCUGAAGCGCCUUGCCAAAAAGCAUGCAACUGAAACUGCAGUCAUGCUAAGGCAUCAACUGGACAAAGAGGAGAAGCUUGCGAAGCAGCAAGGAGAGGCUCUGAAAGCAAACUACAAGAAGUAUGAGAUGAUAGAUGGUUUGAUGGCUGAUGGAACUGCUCGACGUUUGGCACGACAUUAUAAUUUGAGAGUUUCAGAUGAUGCUGGCCCUUCUACCUUUCAGUGACAAUCAACAAAUUUAUGUACUAAUGUGUCUAUUGCUCAGAUGAUUAGCCUUGGCAUAGUAGGACUCACUGAGAGCAUGCUGUGAAAACAACGUCAAAGCUGGAGAAAGAGAAGGCUGGUGAGGUUUGGGCUAUGGUUUUCUCUCCAACCCUCGUAAGUCUUUUCUUGGUAUUAACCACAAAUUGGAAAUUUGGCACUCCCUAUUAAAUGCUUUCUCUUUUUUAUGUUCGUACUGAACUUCUCAAAAUUAGAAAUAUGUAUGUAUAUAAUUUGAGCUGAUACAAUGAGAAAUUUGAACUUAAUUCGAAAUUUGUUCAAAA
Durio zibethinus is the source of this 1336-nucleotide messenger RNA. Its product is annotated as RNA-binding (RRM/RBD/RNP motifs) family protein. Gene Ontology annotation, molecular function: RNA binding. The record is from RefSeq and is a predicted model, not a curated record. Lineage: Eukaryota; Viridiplantae; Streptophyta; Magnoliopsida; Malvales; Malvaceae.